AACGUGUGGUGUUUGUGAGAUCAAUUCCUAACAUUGAACUGAUAUGUUCAACAACAGGUGUGAGGUUUAAAAACAUGCAGCUGGAGUCUGAUGUCAGUUCCCUGUCUUGGUAUGACCUAAAAAUAGUCUGGUAACCAUCAUGUGGGCUCUAAAUGGCUCAGCAGAAGCAUGCUACGAGCUGUCCUUGCGUUGUGCCAAAACGCUUGCCAGUGUUUUGUUGGUCAACUAAAUAAUAUGUGAUUGCUGUACUCAUUUGCCUCUCUGGUAAAUAUUGCCUUGAGCCAUGGUACGCAACGUUGAUGAUCUGGACUUCUGCCUCUCUUCACACUCACAAAGCAUUCUCGAAGGACUGCGGUCCCUCUGUCUGCAUCCCAAAUUCAUUGACGUGACAUUAAGUGUAGGUGGCCGUGAAUUCCCUUGCCAUCGUAGUGUGUUGGCUCUCUGCAGCCUCUAUUUCCAUUCCAUGUUUUCUGGAAAUUUUGUGGAAAGCAUCGCUGCUAGAGUAGAACUGCAGGAUGUAGAUCCUGACAUUUUUAGCAUUCUGCUGAAUUUUGCCUACACGGGCAAGCUGACAAUCAACAAAGAGAAUGUGGAGGGAUUAAUCUGCACCUCCAGCCAGCUGCAGUUUCAAACUGUCCGAGCUGUCUGCAGUCGUUAUUUGCAGAAUCAAAUUGAUGCAACUAACUGCUUAGGCAUUCUGGAAUUUGGUGAAAUACAUGGCUGCGCAGAAGUGGUGGCUAAAGCCUGGUGUUUUGUACUGGAAAACUUUGAAGCAGUGGUAGAAGAAGAGGAAUUCUUGCUUCUGGGGAAGGAGAGGCUCGUUGCCUGUCUCUCAAAUGAAGGCCUGCAGACUCGGGAUGUCUGCACCUGCGCCAGGGCAGUCCUCUCCUGGGUCAAGCACGAGGAAGACUCACGGCUCGCCCACCUCCCAGAGCUGCUCAGUCUGGCCAGACUCUCUCUCUUGCCUCUUGAAUACAUCACAGAAACUCUCUUGAAGGAUACCUUAAUCUUGAAGAGUCAAAGCUGUCGGGAUGUUGUGGAAGGAGUCCAAAAACGGAUAUUGGAUUUACAACCAGGAACUAUAAUAGAGGGAAAUAUGAGAAGUCCACAACCCCACCUACAGGAAGUAUUGUUUGUUAUGGGAGGCCACUCCCUGGAUGACUCACAUGAUGACGAUGAUGAAGAAGAAGAAGAAGAGGAGAAUGUGUCAGCUACACCUCCGAGAAACUGUGCCUUCUACAGCACAAGGACAAGCCAAUGGUAUGUACUUCCUGAUUUCCCAGAUUACAACAAAUUGGGUUAUUCUGUGGUCUCGCUGAACAAUGAUGUGUAUAUCACAGGAGGUUCUCGAGGGUCUCGGACGCACACCUGGUCCACCACAGAGACAUGGAAAUAUAUCCCUCGAGAAGGAAAGUGGGUAACAGUGGCUCCAAUGCUAAGGCCAAGAACAAACCAUACUUCAGCAGCGCUGAAUGGAGAAAUUUAUGUCAUUGGUGGCACUACAGUGGAUUAUGUAGAAGUGGAACAUUAUGACCCUUACAGCAACAACUGGUGUCUCACUAGACCAGCUCUGAAAUAUGUUACAAACUUUACUGCCAGUGCCUGUGCUGGAAAGUUGUACCUGAUUGGCUCCUGUGCAGUGAAAUAUAAUGCGCUCACGAUGCAGUGCUACAACCCCGUCAUUGACAACUGGAGUAUUAUUUGUUCUCCAUUCAUCCCAAAAUAUCUGUCCUCUCCCCGCUCGGUCUGCUUGGAUGGAAUCAUUUAUUUAAUAGCUGACAACACUAAGAAAGUGUAUUGUUAUGACCCCAGUGCUAAUAUGUGGCAAAGGGUGCAGUUCCUUCAUACUUUACAUGAGAAUGGAAGCAUCAUAGUGCUAGGAGGCCAGCUGUAUGUAACAGGUGGGCACUGGAAGGGCAUGGAGGGCGAUUAUGGAGUGGAAGUGGAGGCAUACAGCUGUGCCUCUAAUAUCUGGCAUGUGGAAUGCAAUCUGCCCAGGCUGUGGCUGUACAGCGGAUCCUGCUCAAUAUUCCUGGACCCUUCCCAAUGGAUGGAGCCUUUCCCUCUCAAUCAGAUGUAACUAAGGGCAAAGGUAAUCAAUUACACAGCUUGUUGAACUGCCCCCAAAGAUAUAAGUACUUUUGUAUGUUCUAGACUCCCAAGCCCUGGUCCAGUAUGUGGGUAGUAUUCCUGUAAGCCAUGGGGAUUUUGCAGAGGGGUCUAUUUCCAAAAAUAAACUAUAUUCAUACUAAAAUAAACUAUAUAUGAACUAAAUUUUCAUGACCCAUGGAAACAGAGGAGGAUGGGGUCCCCUUCCGAGUCGAGGUUCCUCUCAAAGUUUCUUCCUGCUAGAGGGAGUCUUUCCUUGCCACUGUCGCCUCAGGCUUGCUUGGUGGGGUUCUGGCCGGUUGAAUGUAAAGUGCUUUGUGACAAUGACUUUUGUUAAAAGCGCUGUAUAAAUAAAAUUGAAUUGAAUUGAAAGUUAAUGUUAUGAAAUCACCAUUUGAACUUCUUGAAGCCCCUGCCCCCUUCCCGAAAUUUUUGUGCGACAUAAAUUAGUAAGUGAAGAUGAAAACGUUGGGAACACUUAUUCUAGGUAAUAUUUGCUUAACUAUAACCUCUUAAUAAAAAUAAUCAUAAACCAUGUAUCAUAUUUGUUACUACUUUGUUUAUGUCUGAAAACUGAAGUAAACUUUAAAUGGUAUUCAAACUA
Molecule: messenger RNA, 2713 nt
Organism: Brienomyrus brachyistius
Lineage: Eukaryota; Metazoa; Chordata; Actinopteri; Osteoglossiformes; Mormyridae
Gene: klhl30
Product: kelch-like family member 30
Exons: 8
Coding region: 284-2080 (598 amino acids)
Molecular function (GO): protein binding
Source: RefSeq, a predicted model, not a curated record